AUGACUCCUCCACCAGAAGCAGGAGCCCCACCAACAACAAAGCCCCCGGCCACCCACACGCCCGAGCACUCAGAAAAACCUUUACAAGUAGAUCUCAAGAGACGACUGGGCUUCGUCGAGCCCCCAAAGCGAUUCGGCGCCGAUUAUUUCCUCUUCCAUUUCCUGUCCAGAGAACAUAAAUUACGCCGAUGGUGCGUUCAGGUAGUCACCCACAAAUAUUUCGAUCGAUUCAUUAUUGCUGCCAUUGUGGCCAACUCGAUCAUCCUCGGAUUGUCGGAUUUCUCCGUCGUAGACUCCGAGUUGAACCCUGCAAGCACCGGGAAAAAAUGCCAGGACGGUGGACUCGUGGAUGCCUACUCGCUCCAGAACCAUAUAGUAGAAAUUUCGGAACUUCCAUUCACAAUUAUUUUCACGGCAGAAUGUAUUCUCAAGAUUAUCGCAAUGGGAGUCCAUGGCAGAGGCUCAUACGGGAAGGAUAUGUGGAAUGUCCUCGACUUUUUCGUCGUCGUCUCAAGUCUUGUGGCUUCUUUGCCAGGAAUGCCCAACGUAUCGGCUAUUCGAACGAUCCGAGUGCUACGUCCGCUACGAUCACUAUCAGUGAUCCCCGGUAUGAGGCGUCUUAUUGCCGCCUUACUGAAAGCUUUGCCAGCACUCGGAAAUGUCGUGAUUCUUCAGAUUUUUGUCUUCUUCAUCUUUGGCAUUCUCGGUAUUCAACUAUUCGGUGGCAGUAUGAACCGUCGAUGUCGCUUGACAUCAUUCCCCGUAAAAUUGCCACUUGAUGACAUGAACGAAGCAAUUUGGCCAGUACCCAAGGAAUAUAUCGAUCAAGUGAAGAUGAAUGAAGAGGCGUAUUUUUGCAUUGACGCCCCGCUAUUAGAUUACGAGGACAGUGCUGGAGAUUACACAAAAGAAACUUCACCUUGGAAUACCCCUCAGAGCUGUUUCUGGCCUGUGGAUGACGAGGACGAGUUCCUAUGCGCUGCAAAAGGUCAAGCAGGCAACCAUGCGUGUAAUAUUGGGAAAACUUGUGGCUCAGACUACGACGCAUUUGGAAACCCUAGAUUUAGUCACCACAAAGCCAUGGAUUACGCUCUCUAUCGCCCCAGUCUAGACUGGGGUCUCACGACGUUUGAUAACAUCGGACGGGCAUUUUUCACCAUUUUCCAGUCCAUCACACAAGAAGGCUGGACUGUCAUCAUGUACAUGGUGAUGGAUUCGUCCCAACCGACGAUCGGGGCGAUAUUUUUCGUGGUUCUGAUCAUUUUCGCGUCGUUUUUCGUCAUGAAUCUGACACUAGCAGUUAUUUCAGAAGAAUUUAAUCUUGACCAGAAGCCUGGCAAGACAGCAGCCCAAAAACGAGAGGAGGAGAGGAGAGCGAAAUUAGAGAGAGAAAACGCUGAAAAACUCGCCCGUGAGCACUGGCUUAACGCCGUUGUAUCGCACAAACUGUUUUCGGGCUUUAUCAUGGCCGUGAUCCUCGCCAAUACAGCGAUUCUAGCACUGGACCAUUACCCGAUGCCCACAAAGAUGGAUGAAGAUCUCGAGAUUGUGAAUUUCGCGCUGUCUUGUGUCUUUGUGAUCGAGAUGAUCAUGAAACUCUUUGGGCUUGGAUUACGGCAAUACUCUCGAGACAGAUUCAACUUGUUUGACGCUUUCAUCGUGACGAUGGGAAUUCUUGAGACUAUCGCGUCUCCGCCUUCUUUUAUGUCGAGCAAUCCUCCAAAGAAAGGAGCAGUGUCAGCACUACGAUCAUUCCGUCUUUUUCGAGUUUUUAAGCUUGCUCGAGAUUGGAAAUCACUACGAGAACUACUGGAGAUGAUUAUACGAGCAGUGGCAAGUAUCACGAACUUUGGAGUACUCCUCUUCCUCUUUAUCUACAUCUACGCAUUGGUUGGUGUGCAGUUCUUUGGUAACACGAUGCGCUUCGAUGAGGAAGGAUACCCGACUCCAUUCAACCUGGAAGAGUUCUGGAAUGGGACGGUUCCGCGAAACAAUUUUGACACAUUGCUCUGGGCUGCCGUCACAGUCUUUCAGAUCAUCACGGGCGAGAAUUGGAACAGUAUUAUGUACUACGCCAUCCUUGGCAACGGCAUGCUUUCCUGUGUUUACUUUAUUUCUCUGGUGAUUCUUGGCGACUUUGUGCUGAUGAACUUGUUCUUGGCUUUGCUACUCGACAACUUUGGAGACAAUGAUGAAGAGCAAGAAAAGGAGAAACAAGAAGAAACCAAGAAACUUGCUCAAAAAAUGUCAGUGAUGAACAUGAGUAUGAAAGUUGCUCCAAUAACCUCAGAGAGUGAGCGAACGAUGACAAGUAGAGGAAGUUUCUUAAUGGUAUCCACCGCGUUUCCCCUAGGAGCGCGUCGACAGUCGAUACUGGAAGUGGAUGAGGAUGGAGACGAAGAAGACGUUCGCGUAGUCAACCUCGAGAGAUUCGCAGACGAACUCACUCCAAGUGUACCAUUGGCAAAAACCGUAUACAUCGAAACCCCAGCUCGCAUGAAUCCUCAAAAUGGCUCGACAACUCCUCGCGUUGACAAAUUAAGUAACUUUGAGAAAUCGUCGCUGCGUGACAUGGUGAAUACUGCCCGAAACAGUAUACUGGCAAGUUCACGGGCAAGUCUAGUGUCAGCUAUGAUGCUGGGAACUGGGAACCAAGCUCCAGAUGAAGAAACGCAGGACGAUUCAAACAAUCCACUGACUCAAAUUAACCCCGGGAGAUCGCUAUUCCUCUUCGCAGUGGACUCAAAAGUCCGUCGAAUUGCAAGUUAUUUAUCCACCCAUCGCCAUUUCGACUCGACCGUCUUCGGACUUAUCGUGGUUUCUUCCAUUGCUUUGGCUGUAGAUAACCCAUUGGCCGAUCCCAAUUCAGGACUCGCGACGUUCCUGAAAGGCCUGGACAAAGCUCUGGCCAUAGUUUUCGCGAUUGAAAUGGUCAUCAAGAUUGUGGCCAUGGGGCUGAUCAUGCAUAAAGGCGCAUACCUUCGCAAUGGCUGGAACAUCAUUGACUGUGUGAUUGUGGUCUCGUCUAUCAUCAUGCUCGUCGCUGAGUCAUCAGGAAAAGGAGCAAACCUGAAGUCUCUACGAUCACUUCGAGGUUUAAGAACAUUUCGUCCUUUACGUAUGAUCAGCCGACGACCGGGUCUGAAACUGGUCGUGAACGCCUUGUUUGAAGCCAUCCCCGAAGUGAUCAACGUUCUCUUUGUCUGUAUGCUCUUCUUCCUCAUUUUCAGUAUUGUGGCGGUAAAUUACCUGAAAGGAACGUUCAGCGCAUGCAGUGGAGACGUUUUUAAUGCGUUUUCAGACGCACAACUGAGCUUUCUCGUGUCUCCAAUAGCUUGGAAAGAUUCUUCGGCUCUACAACGCAGUUGGUUCGUCGGCACACCUUGUGAAACAUCAUUCCGAACCACCACGGGUUCGGAUUUGACUUCGGAAUACGUUUGCGAGUGCUGGGGAGCGGAAUGGGGACACGUUUUACCGCAAAAUUUCGACAAUGUUGGCGCAGCCAUGUUGACAUUUUUCGAGAUCUCCACUACCGAAGGCUGGGCGGAUGUCAUGAUGGCUGCAAUCGAUUCAAAUGGCAUCGGAAUGCAGCCAGUCCGGGACAACAACAUGAUCUGGGCUUUAUUUUUUGUCCUCUUCAUCAUGGUUGGUAGCUUUUUCGUCGUGAACUUGUUCGUGGGUGUUAUUAUUGACAACUUUAACCGCAUGAAAGCUGCUUUGGGUGGGGAUUUCAUGCUCACGCCAGAGCAGAAAAAGUGGAUUGAGGCACAAAAAGCUGCGUCUCGAGUUGGUCCCGUUCGUAUUUUAAAGCCACCGAGACAAUUUAUACGACGACAGCUAUUCUUCUUGGUCAAGAUGCAGCGCUUUGAAUGGUUCAUCAUGAUCUGUAUUAUCGUAAAUACCUUCUUAAUGGCAGCACAAUUCUUCGGUGAAUCGACAUUGCAAGCGUAUGUUAUCAACAUUGUGAACGAGAUUUUUGCGGUAAUUUUCACAUUAGAGGCAGUGAUGAAGUUGGCCGCAUACGGAUGGGAAUAUUUCGAGGACCAGUGGAACCAAUUCGACUUUUUCGUCGUACUUGGCACCCUAUUAAGCGUCAUUGUGGAGCUGUUUACUGGAGCUUCCGUGCGAUCUCUUGCGAUGCUAGUGCGUGUGUUUAGAGUCACACGUAUACUGCGUCUCGUCAAGGCGUCAAAGAGUAUUCGACAGAUCCUAUUGACACUGUAUAUCGCUCUUCCUGGACUCAGUAACAUCACGUCGAUCCUGUUCCUAAUGCUGUUUAUUUACGCGACUAUGGGUGUUCAGAUCUUCGCCAAGGUGGCUUUGUCGGAUAAUAUCGACACCCACGCUAAUUUCCAGGAUUUUGGCAAAGGUUUCCUCUUCCUCUUACGUGCAGCAACUGGAGAAGCGUGGAAUAGUUGUAUGCACGACUUGGCUACUAGUUCUCCGGGUUGUGUCGAUGAUCCUCCAUAUGACCCAACGAUGUGUGGUUUUAAUGAUUUCGAAGGCUGCAAACCUCUGAACGGAUGUGGGAAUCCCAUAGCUUAUGGUUUUUUCUGUACAUUUACGUUACUGGUGACUUAUGUGAUGCUUAACCUCACGAUUGCUGUUAUUCUCGAGGGUUUCUCGCUCUCUCAUGAAGAUGAGGAGCCAUUGUUUGAACCUGAACUACUUGAAGAAUUCCAGACCAAAUGGGCCGAUAUUGAUCCUAAAGCCACGGGGUUUGUUAAGGUCGAUAAAAUGCUGCUGCUUGUGAAUUUAUUGAAGCCACCACUGGGGAAGUUUGGCAUGCCGAUGGACAUGGCUCACUUUUUCAAGUACAUGUGCCUUCUCGAGGUGCCUCUGUAUGAAGGCGAAUACGUCUACUUUCGAGAUGUACUGCUGGCCAUGACUCGGGAGAUGGUUAAAGUGAAUGCAGGUACCAUCUCCGACAUGCCCCCGGACCAGGAUCCAGGCAUCACUGGUGUUCCAGGGGCCAAGCGUCGUAUUGAGUUUUUCGCGCAUCAAUAUUUUGGCGCUCGAAGGAUUCAGCGGCAAGUUGCAGAAUGGCUGCGCAUUAAACGCCAACUCGAGAAAAAGUAUAUGGAAGAGUACAAGAACAAGAUCAAGAAGCCCAGCGGGCGUCCCAAGAAACAGCGCGACGCGCGUGUCUUCACCAUAGGAUAG
Molecule: messenger RNA, 5163 nt
Organism: Phytophthora nicotianae INRA-310
Lineage: Eukaryota; Oomycota; Peronosporomycetes; Peronosporales; Peronosporaceae
Exons: 7
Coding region: 1-5163 (1720 amino acids)
Biological process (GO): calcium ion transmembrane transport
Cellular component (GO): plasma membrane; voltage-gated sodium channel complex; voltage-gated calcium channel complex
Molecular function (GO): voltage-gated calcium channel activity; voltage-gated sodium channel activity
Source: RefSeq, a predicted model, not a curated record